Penicillium cosmopolitanum is the source of this 948-nucleotide messenger RNA. RefSeq names its product SDR family NAD(P)-dependent oxidoreductase. Gene Ontology annotation, molecular function: oxidoreductase activity, acting on NAD(P)H, oxygen as acceptor. Gene Ontology annotation, cellular component: intracellular anatomical structure. The transcript has 5 exons. The coding region runs from base 1 to 948 and encodes 315 amino acids. NCBI's taxonomy places the organism in Eukaryota, Fungi, Ascomycota, Eurotiomycetes, Eurotiales, Aspergillaceae. The record is from RefSeq and is a predicted model, not a curated record.
AUGAUGACCCUUCAUCUUGCGUUGAAACCAUCGAGGGUCAUAUCUCCUUCGCGUAUAUGGCUAGGUGCCACACGUUUCAACGUUCAAGGCUGCAAAGGCUUUGGGACAACCCACAUACAGAGGUCCGGCAAGAUUCCAUUCCAGCAUACAGAGCUGUCGACCAAAGCUCGGAAGUUAGUAGAGUCCAAAAUUUCACUAGAUGGGAAAGUCACCGUUAUCACAGGCGGUUCAAGAGGAAUCGGAUUGGAAUUAGCCAAAACAGCGGCAGCGCUGGGUAGUGAUAUCGCCAUCCUUGAUGUUCGGGAACCAGACGAAAGUAUCGCGCAAUUGCAGGAAGCCUAUGGCUCACGAUUUGUCUUUCACCAGAUGGAUGUCACCUCGAUGGAUGGCAUGGAAGCUGCUUUUGAUAAAGUCGUCCAAAAGUUAGGAAAGAUAAAUAAUUGCGUUACAUGUGCCGGUAUUGCCCUUGAUAAGCCGUUUCUAGAGCAUACCUGGGAUGAAUCACGCCGCAUUCUUGACAUCAAUAUUCUUGGGUCAUUCUUCUCAGCCCAAUUAGCCGCCAGACAAAUGAUCAAACAAGGUGACGGGGGGUCCAUAGUAAUGAUCGCUUCUAUUGCUGCUCACUGUGCCAUUCCUGCCCAGCGAGUAUCAAUUUACGGUGCCUCGAAAGGUGCAAUCAAGCUUCUAGGAAAAACACUUGCAGUUGAAAUGGCCCCAUUUAACGUGCGUGUCAAUACUAUAUCCCCGGGAUUUAUUGAGACCAAAAUGUCGGCCCAAUUUGAAGACAUUCAGGAAGUGUUCCGGAGUGUACCUCCUAUGAGACGCAUUGGCCAAGCCGAGGAUUUGGCGCUUGCAACAGCUUAUCUUCUGGGUAACGGAGCGUCUUAUACGACCGGGGCAGAUAUUGCAGUGACUGGUGGACUGCACAAUGGCCGCAUUGAACUUUAA